This is a messenger RNA of Salvia splendens (bonfire salvia), 2818 nucleotides long. Its product is annotated as receptor-like protein 19. The transcript has 6 exons. NCBI's taxonomy places the organism in Eukaryota, Viridiplantae, Streptophyta, Magnoliopsida, Lamiales, Lamiaceae. The record is from RefSeq and is a predicted model, not a curated record. The coding region runs from base 59 to 2524 and encodes 821 amino acids. Gene Ontology annotation, molecular function: protein binding.
UAGGCUUGUUGUUUGAACACAUCACUUCAAUUAGCAUUUAGCAGUGUGCAUUUGCAAUAUGGAGAGAGUUAAUUCCCCAUUUUUCAUACUUUCCCUACUGCUCUUUUGUCUUAGCCUUGCUGCUACUCAUCAAAUCAAUCCUGAUGAGUCUGCACUUCUUGCAUUUAAAUCCCUCAUCACUUCAGAUCCUAACAAUGUUUUGAAAAACAAUUGGACCGCCGGAACCUCUGUUUGUACAUGGAUAGGAGUUACUUGUGAUUCACAUCAUAGUAGGGUCACUCAUUUGCAUCUCUCGAAGGAUCUCAAAGGCAGCAUCCCACCAGAAAUCGGAAAUCUUUCUUUUCUUGUUUCUCUAGAUUUGAGUGCGAACUCUCUUCAUGGUCCCCUACCAAAGGACAUUUGCAGAUACAACAACCUUCCAAGACUUAAAGAACUUGUGUUAACCAAUAACAAUUUGGAGGGAGAGAUACCAAUAAGUUUGGGUGAAUGCCCACAACUUGAGAUUCUGUCCUUGUCAUCCAACCAUAUCGGUGGACAUGUGCCUACACAAAUUGGGAACAUCACACACCUUAAGGAAUUACACCUUACCUUCAACAAUCUAAGAGGUAUUAUUCCCAAAGAGAUUGGCCAUCUUAAAAAAUUGGAGAGCAUGCAGUUGACUAAUAACAAACUUAGCGGAUCAAUCCCAAGAGAAGUGGGAAACAUGACAGCUCUUAUCGACUUAUCGCUCGACAAUAAUAGUUUAAGUGGAGUUAUUCCACACGAGAUUGGUCAUCUUGAUCAUUUACAAUCGUUGAUCAUGGGGUGGAACAAGUUGUUAGGUCCUUUGCCUUCGACCAUGUUCAACAUGUCUUCUUUAGAACAGAUUGAACUAUCAUCUAACACAAUUGGUGGGGCUUUGCCUUCGAAAAUUGGGAGCAUGAAUACAGUGAAAUACUUAUACCUUGAGAACAAUGCUUUAGUUGGAUUUAUUCCACGAGAAAUUGGUCAACUGGAUAAUUUAUUGUCUUUAGACAUGAGUUGGAACAAGUUGUCAGGCCCCUUACCUCCAGAGAUUGGGAACAUGAAAGUACUGACAGAAUUAUACCUUGAUAACAAUUCUUUAGUAGGAGUUAUUCCACAAGAGAUUGGUCAUCUAUAUUGUUUAGAAUUGUUGUCUAUGAGUUUAAACAAGUUGUCUGGCCCUUUACCGCCGGCCAUUUUCAAGAUGAAAGCACUGACCGGUUUAAGGCUUGACAACAAUGCUUUAAGUGGUCCAAUUCCGUCCGCCAUUGGGAGUAUAUCAAAUCUAGUGACCUUGGAUCUCUCCUCCAAUAAAUUAGAUGGUGAGCUCCCAUCCUCCAUAUGCAACUUGACACUCAUUACACACCUCACUCUCUCAAAUAAUACUUUCAAAGGAAGACUGCCACAGUGCUUGGGAAACUUGAGCACAUCUUUGACCAUCUUUCAUGGAAAUGAGAAUCAAUUUAGUGGCCCCAUACCAACAUUUACCAAGGGUUGCAGUCUUUUGUCCAUCAAUUUGGAUAGUAACAAAUUGCAAGGACAAUUACCUAAAUCCUUAAUCAAUUGCAAGAGUCUAAUGGGUCUAGUCAUUGGAAAUAAUAGAAUAAAAGAUGAAUUUCCCUUUUGGAUGGAAGGCCUACCCGAGCUUCGAGUGCUACUGUUGAGGUCUAACAAGUUUGGUGGAAACAUGUCGCUUGUUUCACCAACCAAGUUUCCAUUUCCUAAGUUACAAGUUCUAGAUGUAUCCUGUAAUAAAUUUGUGGGCUCUCUACCUCAAAGAUACAUCAAGAACUUCAAAGCAAUGAUAAAGGCAGAUUACAAUCAAACAAACUCGGUUUAUGACACCUAUUUUAGUAAUGUGGAGUCGGUACUCAUCUUGAAAGGUGACGAUCAGUUAUUGAAUAGACUAUUGGAAACAUUCACAAUAAUUGACUUAUCAUCCAAUAGAUUCUCUGGGACGAUUCCACCUUGCAUAGGAAGUCUUAAGAUUCUCAAAUAUUUGAACUUGUCCCACAAUACCCUCACGGGACAUAUACCUUCAUCUCUUGGAAACUUGAGUGAACUCGAAUCGUUGGACUUGUCAACAAACAAACUGAAUGGAGAAAUUCCAAGUGAAUUGACAAGGUUAACAUUUCUUGCAAAAUUAAACCUUUCAAUGAACAAUCUUGUUGGGCAAAUACCACAAGCUAAUCAGUUCUCCACAUUUGAGAAUGAUUCAUAUAUUGGAAACUUGGGAUUGUGUGGAGUGCCGCUGACAAGAAAGUGCAAAGGAAAGAAUGGGCAAUCGACGCAGCCAAGAGAAGAAGAAGGUGAUGAUGAAGAUGGAUUCAUAGAUGGAUUUGGUUGGCGAAGUGUUGUGAUGGGAUAUGGAAUUGGAUUCAUUGUUGGGAUUGGAAUUGGUUACCUGAUUAUAAGAAGUGGAAGGCCAAGAUGGUUGGUAGAAUUCUUUUUUGGGGUUGGAUAUCAAUAUAAGACGAAGAAGAGAUGCAACCGAGCUACACCAACACGCAGGGUAACUUGAUUCAAAGCCAAAAGGAGAAUUCAGUGAUUUUCUUGUGUUUGAUUUGGAAGUAUUGCUUGUGAUUUAGUUGUGUAUCCUAUUUCCUUUUACCUUUUCAAGUGCUAUUUUUGUUGUGUUUUCUAUUUCUUUUUAUCUUUUUCAAUUGCUACUUCCGUGAUUGUGUUUGAUAUCUUCAAUACUCUCUGUGAGGUAUAUUAUUGUAACACCCCGACUUUUUUCUACCUUUCUAUUGUAUUCUUGAAAGGACCGUCGUUUGUGCACUUGAAAAUUUUUCAACCUUGUUUCUUUUGUCGA